GAAAAAAUGGUUUUAUAUUUUAUCGUGGAAAGCUUUGAUUCAUUAGUAGUUUAAACGGGACGAUCUGUUUUGAUCUGUUGUCAUGGAACACUGCGGACAGUACACGAUCCUUGGAAACAUUGGCGAGGGAGCUCAUGGAAUUGUUUUCAAAGCUAAGCACAUUGAGAGUGGCGAAGUUGUUGCUUUAAAGAAAGUUCCAUUGAGAAAGAUUGAGGACGGAAUACCAAAUACUGCAUUGAGAGAAAUUAAAGCAUUACAAGAAAUAGAAGACAACCAAAAUGUUGUCAAGUUGAUUGAUGUGUUCCCUUAUGGGACUGGAUUUGUGUUGGUGUUUGAGUACAUGCUCUCUGAUCUGUCUGAAGUCCUGCGCAACUCUGCCAGACCCUUGACUGAGGCUCAGAUCAAAAGCUACAUGUUGAUGUUGUUAAAAGGUGUAGUGUUUUGCCAUGAGAACUCUAUAAUGCAUAGGGAUUUGAAGCCUGCAAACUUGCUCAUCAGUUCUACUGGACACCUUAAGAUAGCAGACUUUGGUCUUGCUAGGGUAUUUUCCAAUGAUGGCAACAGACAAUACAGUCAUCAAGUGGCUACAAGAUGGUACAGAGCCCCUGAACUGCUGUAUGGAGCAAGGAAAUAUGAUGAAGGAGUUGAUCUCUGGGCAGUUGGUUGUAUUUUUGGAGAGCUCCUCAACAAUUCUCCACUUUUUCCAGGUGAAAGUGAUAUUACACAGCUUUACUGUGUACUUCGAGUAUUGGGAACCCCCAGCCAAGGCCAGGGAAUGACAGAACUACCAGAUUAUAACAAAAUCGUUUUUCCUGAAAUGCCGCCAAUACCUCUAGAGAAUAUUGUUCCUGAUGCUUCACCAGAGGCGAUAGAUUUGCUGAAACGCUUCUUAGUGUAUCACUCUAAAGAGAGAAUUUCUGCAAAAGAGGCCUUAUUGCAUCCAUAUUUCUUCACGGAACCACUUCCAGCUCACCAUUCUGAACUACCAAUCCCAGCACGCAAUGCGCGGAAGACAUCAGGACGAGGCCCGUUACGUCAUACUUUUGACAUUGAUGUUCCUCUGGAGAAAUCUCUUGUCAAUCCCGCGUCGCUUGUACAUAAUGUUGUGGGCAUGCCAGAUUUUCACACUUGAGGUCUUUUUAAUUUCGUCCUUAGAAAAAUCGACUUUUGGAAUAGUUUUCAAUUGAAAGUCGAAAAUAAUACUGAAUUGCUUUGAUUUUGCUUUAGUUCGUCGUGUGAUUGGUCCAGAGCAGUCUUCUCGAUUUCGCUGGCAACCAGAUUCAAAACAAAAACCCUUUUUCCCGCGUUAAAAGCAGUUUGCUUGUCUCAUUUGUUAUUUCUUGUGAAUUCUCAUUGGCUCGUUGUACUCUUUUGCUCUUCUCUGAUUGGCUAUUGUAAUCACUUUGGUUGUGUUUGAACGACAGUCAAUCGAAAUGAUAUGGGAAUGCACGCCUGGAGCCUUAUGGGUCAUAUGAUAAACUUCCCUUAUUACUCAUGCACCUGUUGUUGAAAGUUUUUUUACUCGCGUUUCUCUUUUAGUUAAAACCGCUUCCAUGUUAGGUAAACCAACUUCAUACCAGACACGUUGCCAUUGUUAUGAAUUUCUAGAAAUAUUGCUUUGUUACUGCCAUACAGUAAAAGAGAGUCUUGUUUCUUGCGUCGAAAACUAAUAAUCCAACCGUUUAUUUCUGGCGCCUAUGCCACAGAUAACAAGGAAAAAGCAAAUUUAUACCCUUAAAAGAAACUACAUUAAAAUCUCGUUUCUGAGGGACAACUA
Pocillopora damicornis (cauliflower coral) is the source of this 1777-nucleotide messenger RNA. RefSeq names its product cyclin-dependent kinase 20. Gene Ontology annotation, biological process: protein phosphorylation. Gene Ontology annotation, cellular component: nucleus. The record is from RefSeq and is a predicted model, not a curated record. Lineage: Eukaryota; Metazoa; Cnidaria; Anthozoa; Scleractinia; Pocilloporidae. Gene Ontology annotation, molecular function: ATP binding; protein serine/threonine kinase activity.